This is a messenger RNA of Physcomitrium patens, 177 nucleotides long. The record is from the annotation of a RefSeq genome assembly. NCBI's taxonomy places the organism in Eukaryota, Viridiplantae, Streptophyta, Bryopsida, Funariales, Funariaceae.
AUGCUAGCUAUAUUUAAUAUUUAUCUAGAUAACGCGUUUCAUUUAAAUGGUAUCAUUUUGGCUAAAUUACCUGAAGCUUAUGCUAUUUUUGAUCCAAUUGUUGAUGUAAUGCCAAUUAUUCCUGUAUUUUUUUUCCUUUUAGCUUUUGUUUGGCAAGCUUCUGUGAGUUUUAGAUAA